UCCAUUCCUUGCUUUUCUUCAGAAAUUCUGUAGCGUCGUUUCGUUUUUUUCUACUUUAAGACCGCCAUUUUGACAGUUCUUUGUUAAUAAAGUUAAAAAUCCGAUUACUGUGCGGUUUAAUUUUGGACUUGAUUAUUUGUGUAUCGUGAAUAAUAUCCUUUUAUAAUGAAGAAGAAAAAUUACGACGAAGAUUCCGAAAACGAGUUUGAAGUUGACGAACCCGAAGAAUUACCAGAAGAUUCCGAUCAAGAAUGGGCUCCUGUUAAAGGUAACAAAAGACAGUCUACCGGCAAACGAGGCGCUACCAAAAAGAAAUCGAAGAAAGGUUCCAGCGAAGAAGACGACGAAGAGGAAGACAGUCCUAAGAAAAAGAAAGCCGGUAAACCUAAAACUCCCGUUAAAGGUAAAAGUCCAAAAGGUAAAGGCAAGGCUAAAGAAGAAGAGGAAGAUGACGAAGAUUUGAACGAAGAAGAAGUAGAGGAUGAAGAACUGGAUGAUGAGGAAGUCGAAGAAGAAGAGGAAGAGGACGAAGAAGAGGAAGGAACCAAUGAAGGAAACACCAAAACGCCGAAAGAAUUUAGCUCCGGAGCUUUUGUUGUGUUGAAAUCGGAUUUCAACAGCGGUGGCGAUCCUCCAAUUUGGAAAAUUGAUGGCAAAGCGUUGUUACAAAAGUACAUUCCCUUCCAACAGGAUAAUAAAACGUUAUAUAAGAAUACCUCUGUUUACUCCGGUUGGACCACAGGCAACAAAGAUCAAUAUUAUCCUGCUACUGUAGUAUUUAAACAACAAACGCGGAAGGAGCACAUCGUGGAAUUCCAAAGAGAUUUAAUCCAAAAGGAAGAAACUCCUAUUACUUCCGCAGAGUAGAGAAGUGUGGCCGUGUUACUUUUAAGGAUUUAUAUACAUAUUGUAUCAAUAUGAACCGACUUCAGAUUAGUGUAUUCAGAAUUCCAUGUUCGAAACAACAGCCAGCUACAGAGUAGAACAUUAAUUUUUGCAUUUUUGUUUUUUUGGUCAAUACAAUAUUAUGAUUUUAGUAUUACUCUACAAGUAUUCUCUGUAUUUUCUCUGAAUCGCUUUUAUUACUUUUUAAGAUUUGAUUUUGAUAAUAAUGUGUAUUCUGAUUUCCGCUUGAUUGAAAUUUUAAAUAAACUAUAUAUUAAUGUGA
This is a messenger RNA of Planococcus citri (citrus mealybug), 1168 nucleotides long. RefSeq names its product nucleolin-like. NCBI's taxonomy places the organism in Eukaryota, Metazoa, Arthropoda, Insecta, Hemiptera, Pseudococcidae. Bases 166 to 867 code for a protein of 233 amino acids. The transcript is spliced from 6 exons. The record is from RefSeq and is a predicted model, not a curated record.